AUGCCUACUCUUUCAUGGAAACAGGCCUUUAUCGGCCUCAUCCUUCUUGAACCUCUUGCCGCGGCUCUGGUGGUCCCUCCAACGGCCGACUUGAUGUAUCAGGAUGAUCAUCCAGCCAUUGACUCUCAUCGAGCUAAACGCGCUGUUCUCGUGCCGAAUGGAGGUCUCGCCAUCCGCGACGAUUGUGAUGAUCGCCCCAGGCGUCCAGAUGAUGACCCAGACCGUGACCGCGCUCGGCCAAACCAGGAGCCUCCUCCUAAUCCCCCGAACCCUCCUCCUAAUCCUCCAAACCCUCCGCCUAAUCCUCCAAACCCUCCGCCUAAUCCUCCCAAUCCUCCUCCAAAUCCCCCUAACCCUCCUCCGAAUCCCCCUAACCCUCCUCCGAAUCCCCCUAACCCUCCUCCAAACCCUCCAAAUCCGCCUCCGAACCCCCCGAACCCACCUCCAGCGCCGCCUACUGGGGAUGAUGACGAUGACAAUCGUCCUGGCCAGCCUCGACGACCAGAUGACGAUGACUGA
This is a messenger RNA of Colletotrichum truncatum, 519 nucleotides long. RefSeq lists its product as uncharacterized. NCBI's taxonomy places the organism in Eukaryota, Fungi, Ascomycota, Sordariomycetes, Glomerellales, Glomerellaceae. The record is from RefSeq and is a predicted model, not a curated record.